GUAGGCAAACAGUCGCUGUCAUUUUUAUCAUUAAUAAUGAAGUCGUUAUCAAGAGUGUGACCGACUACUGUAGAGACCACAGGGAUCGCGUCUGCUCAGUCGUGUGGUAGACAUCGACCCACAAACGUCUACAGCUAAGGGAACUAGCGUACGCGCAGUAAAAAGACUUUAACUACGAUACUCGACGCAGACGAUCCUUAACCAAACAUGGAUGUCGAAGCUAUGGUUAACGACGAGGGCGGAGUCCUGAAAGCGAAGAUAGUCACUAUGAUCACACUUUUUGGUGUUUCCAUGGUAGUCGGAUGCCUUCCGAUGCUGAUUUCAAUGAAGUUCAAUUGGUUUACGAAGUCGACCGGGCCCAAUAUGAGAUCUUCCAACCGGCUGGUGAUCGGAUUGCUGUCCUUUGGAGGUGGCGUUUUAUUCGCAACGACUUUCAUGCAUUUAUUACCCGAAGUUGAUGAAAAUAUUAAAUUAUUACAAGAAAGUGGCGAUCUUCGGCACCUACCGAUUUAUUUGGCCGCUCUAAUUAUGUGCAGCGGUUUCUUCAUGAUGUACUUAGUGGAAGAGCUGGUGCACGUCUACAUUAGCAGUCGAGAGAACAAAACGGCCAACACAAGCUUCACGAGGGUACUGAGUAUUAGAAGGAGCAGCCAGGAAGCAAGUAACAUUGUAGAGACGGCUGCAGCUAGCAAAGAGGUGGAAGCAGCAAGACACCAUGGACACAGUCAUAUAGCUAUGGACCCAGCGGAUGACACGAUUGUCGCAGCACUGCGGGGUCUGCUCAUUGUAUUAGCUUUGUCUAUUCACGAGCUUUUCGAAGGCCUAGCAGUAGGAUUGGAAUCUUCAUCAAGAAAUGUGUGGUAUAUGUUCGGUGCGGUGUCGGCGCAUAAAUAUAUCAUUGCAUUUUGUAUCGGCGUGGAGUUAUUAGCCGCGGGGACGAAACGGUGGCUAUCCGUUGUGUAUAUCUUUACAUUUUCGUUCGUGUCAGCGUUGGGUAUAGGCGUGGGCAUUUUACUUGUGGGCGGCGCUGGCGCUGCCGCGGCCGGACUUUACUCAGUUAUAUUGCAGGGUCUGGCAUGCGGUACGCUGAUGUACGUGGUGUUCUUCGAGGUGUGGCGACAGGACAGAACAGGACUGUCACAAUUCCUUUGCUCUAUUGGCGGCUUUACUCUCAUGGUCUGCUUGGAAGUUAUCGUUGAGUUAGCGGCGUAACGAAGAUAUAUCGAUACAAAAUAACAUUGAGAUUGUGAUGUAAAUUAUAUU
This is a messenger RNA of Papilio machaon (common yellow swallowtail), 1263 nucleotides long. Its product is annotated as zinc transporter ZIP1. Lineage: Eukaryota; Metazoa; Arthropoda; Insecta; Lepidoptera; Papilionidae. Gene Ontology annotation, molecular function: zinc ion transmembrane transporter activity. The coding region runs from base 208 to 1212 and encodes 334 amino acids. The record is from RefSeq and is a predicted model, not a curated record. Gene Ontology annotation, biological process: zinc ion transmembrane transport. Gene Ontology annotation, cellular component: plasma membrane. The transcript has 5 exons.